GUGAGAGAAAAAAAAUCUUUUCUGCUCCAAGACGGAGACAGUAAUGUAAAUGUCUCCAAUUUGUUUUUAUUUGUAGCACUUGAAAGAAUAAAGUAGCAUCAAUGGCGUCAUUUUUUCGAAAGUGCAUAGCUCAAAAGCUGGCUCCAUUUCUACUUGGAAGUAAUAAAAAUGAAGUAGGUGACAUCAUUAGUUCAGUGUCUUCCUUUGUAAAAGUUGACAAAUAUAAAAGCAAGGAAACAAAACUAGUACUUUCUUGGAAGAAGCUAUGUGAUUCAUUUAUUUUUAAAGACAAUGAUCUGGAGCCAUCCAAAGUGGUUAGAUUACUGAGAAAUCAAGGACUUCCAACUGCUGAAGGAUUUAUUGAUAUUGAGCUGAAUGAAUCACGUAAUCCUGCUUUAGUAUUUACAGUUGAUGAACAUGUUUUUUCAAAGUUUGUUUUAAUGGACAUUAGUAAUACAGAAAAUUUAGUUCAAAACAGCUGCCUGUUUGAAAAUAUAUCUCAGAAGAAAGUACUAGUUGCCUGUAGCUCUUCUGCCAUUGGAGAUCUAUUCAGCAUGACUCACUUUCGUUCUGCUAUCCGUAGCAAAUUUGUUUUGAACAUCAAUAGAUUCAUUGGCCAUGAAGCUUUGCAUAUACGCCACAUUGCUGACUUUGGAUUGGGAGCUGCAAUUUUUCUUGCUGGCCAUAAAGAAUUCAGCUUACAUACAGAUUUAAGUUCAGACCCAAGUCGAAUACUAGAGGUAGGUAAAGCAGCUGACCAGAAGUACAAUGAUGAUUUGCAUUUUCAAGAAAAAGUAGAAAACAUGCUUCAGAAAAUGUUUCAGGGAGAUCAGGCAACGUUGUCAGAUCUGAAUGAUGUUAGAAGUGCAUGGAUGCAGUAUUAUGAUCUUGUUUAUAAGAAAAUGGGCCUAUCGUUUGACAUAACUCAUCUUGAUUCUAAUCAUAUUCAAGAAAUUAAGAAAAUUUAUGAACAAAUAGAUCUGAGUGAAUUUCUUUCUGUUGAAGAAAAAAAAGAAGCAGAAGCUGUGGGCAGCGCAGACUCUUGUUUUCAUAGUGGAAUUUCAAGACGUUUUCUACAGCAUGAGUUAAGCAGUUACAUUAAUGCUGCAGUGGUCAACAAAGAAAAGCAUAAAUUUGAUGCCAUGUACUUGAUUGCCCCAUCUUCAAAAAAAGCAUUUUUCAAAUUGUUUCUUCAGUUGCUGAAUAAGUUGGGUUAUUCAUGGUCAAAGGAGGUUAAGCUACUUGAACUAAGGAAUAUCCCUUCUUUUGACUCUAAGAAAAUGAAAGGUGCCCUUGAAGUUCUUGAUUUGGCCAAGCUUAAGAUUCUCGACAAAUUGCACUAUGAUUUGCAACUUGAAAUAGAUGAAAAUGUGGAUGCAAUGGCGGAAAAUCUUGGUUUCUCUUCACUGUGCCUUAAUGAUAUGAAAUAUCGUCCAAAUGUGCAAUACAAUUUUCUUUGGAAGGAUGUGUUAACUUUUGGCAAACAUAGUGCUGCUUCACUUCAAUUCUGCUAUGCUGGACUGAAAGGAUUACAAGAAGAUUCUGAAUAUAAAUUUAAACUUGACAUCGAUACUUCUCCACUUUUGGAAGGAUCAGCUCAUGAUUUGAUCAAGCACCUGUCAAGGUUUGAUGAAAUACUUUAUGAGUCCUACAUAAAUUUGGAGCCUCAUAAAUUGUAUCAAUAUCUUUGUUCUUUAUGGUUCUUUACUGACAGAGCUUCAAAUGUGCUUCGUUUGGAUAUCAAAGGGGACAGGCUCAUUGUUAUAAAAGCACGGCUUUUAUUGCUGUCUUCUACCUUAAAAGUACUAGAAGCAGGUCUAAAAUUACUAGGCUUGACACCUAUGGAAAAUAAAUACUCCAGGACUGUAAAUGUGCAAGACAAAUUGUGA
Uloborus diversus is the source of this 1889-nucleotide messenger RNA. Its product is annotated as probable arginine--tRNA ligase, mitochondrial. Gene Ontology annotation, biological process: mitochondrial translation; arginyl-tRNA aminoacylation. NCBI's taxonomy places the organism in Eukaryota, Metazoa, Arthropoda, Arachnida, Araneae, Uloboridae. The record is from RefSeq and is a predicted model, not a curated record. Gene Ontology annotation, cellular component: mitochondrion. Gene Ontology annotation, molecular function: ATP binding; arginine-tRNA ligase activity. The coding region runs from base 102 to 1889 and encodes 595 amino acids. The transcript has 19 exons.